AUGCAAGGUCAAUUUGCAUCACCAUCAGCAUGUAUUGCAGCUCAACAUGGUGAUCUCGUAAGUUGGUGGUUAUCUUAUGGUGAUAAGUAUUCAUCCCUCCAGAAGAUUGCAGUAAAGAUAUUAAGUCAAACAAAUACAUCGUCUGGAUCAGAGAGGAAUUUAAGUGUGUUUGAAAGAAUCCAUACCAAACUACGCAAUCGUUUACUUUCAUCGAGAAUAAAUGAUCUGGUGUAUGUCCAGUACAAUUUGAAGUUGGAGCAACAAAGAAUUAAAGGUAAAGCAAGGCGACAUAACAUUGAUGUUCACGACGUUCAUAGUCUAUUGAAGGAUGACAAUAUGCUUGACUGGAUAGCGGGGGAAGACGAAACACCGGUUUUGCCUCAAGAAGAACAAUGGUUAAAUAUGCUGGAAGAGGAAGUCGUUAAUAAUCCAGAGCAUGUCCCUCCACCAUACAACUGGCAUGAUCCUGAAGUUCAAAUCCCAUACGAAAGGUUACCAGUGAGUGACUUUGGUAAUCUUUCAUUUGGAGACAACACACAAGGUUAUGAGAAUGUGAAUCCAACAUAUGAUUCUCGUUACACUUCCGAUCGCUCUGACCAUGGUGUUCAACAUAUGAACGAAGGAUAUAAUUCUAAUAUUGAUAACAAUAAUGAAGUAGGUAACAAUGAUGAUGAAAAUGAAGGAGGUUAUGAUGACGAUAAUGGAGGUUAUAAUGAUGAUGAUACUUAUGCAGAUGAAUAUAGCCAGUACCCCCACGACAACGACUAUGAUGUGGAAAGGAACCGCCGAGAAAAUCAAGAAUACAUGAAUAAAUCAAAAAAAGGUGGUGGUCGUAGUUGGUUCACGUAG
Messenger RNA from Papaver somniferum (opium poppy), 849 nucleotides. RefSeq lists its product as uncharacterized. The record is from RefSeq and is a predicted model, not a curated record. The transcript has a single exon. Gene Ontology annotation, molecular function: protein dimerization activity. The coding region runs from base 1 to 849 and encodes 282 amino acids. Lineage: Eukaryota; Viridiplantae; Streptophyta; Magnoliopsida; Ranunculales; Papaveraceae.